This is a messenger RNA of Plasmodium adleri (nom. inval.), 1881 nucleotides long. Its product is annotated as tRNA N6-adenosine threonylcarbamoyltransferase. The record is from RefSeq and is a predicted model, not a curated record. NCBI's taxonomy places the organism in Eukaryota, Apicomplexa, Aconoidasida, Haemosporida, Plasmodiidae. The transcript has a single exon. Bases 1 to 1881 code for a protein of 626 amino acids. Gene Ontology annotation, biological process: tRNA threonylcarbamoyladenosine modification. Gene Ontology annotation, cellular component: EKC/KEOPS complex; cytoplasm.
AUGGAGGUUAACAAAAAAGAGAAUGGGAAGAAAUAUAUUUUAGGCAUAGAAGGGAGCGCGAAUAAAUUGGGCAUAAGUAUUAUAAAUGAAGAUAUGAAUAUAUUAAUAAAUAUGAGAAGGACAUAUAUAUCUGAAAUAGGAUGUGGAUUUAUACCUAGAGAAAUUAGUGCUCAUCAUAAAUAUUAUAUAAUAGAUAUGAUAAAGAAUUGUUUAAAAAAAUUAAAUAUAAAAAUAAGUGAUAUUACCUUAAUAUGUUACACAAAAGGCCCAGGUAUAGGAUCAGCUCUUUAUAUAGGUUAUAAUGUAGCAAAAAUUUUAUAUUCUUAUUUUAAUAUACCAGUGGUUGGAGUUAAUCAUUGUAUUGCUCAUAUAGAAAUGGGUAUAUAUAUAACAAAAUUAUAUAACCCUAUAGUUCUUUAUGUAAGUGGAAGUAAUACACAAAUUAUUUAUUAUAAUGAUCAUAAAAAGAAAUAUGAAAUUAUAGGAGAAACAUUAGAUAUUGCCAUAGGUAAUGUUAUUGAUCGAUCAGCAAGAAUUUUAAAAAUUUCAAAUGCACCCUCACCAGGAUAUAAUGUAGAACUCUUAGCUAGAAAAAAAUAUCUACUAAAUAUUUUGAAAAAAAAAAAAAAUAAUAAAAGUAAUAUGAAACAAGAACAAGAAGCCAAAGAUAAUAAUAUCAACACAGAUGAAUUAAAUGAUAAACAAAUGAAUGAUAAUAAAAAAAGUGAAGACUUUACAGAAUUAUUAUUCUUUCCUUAUACUAUUAAAGGUAUGGAUAUAUCUUUUAGUGGUUACGAUUUUUAUAUUACCAAAUAUUUUUGCAAAUAUAUGAAUAAAAAGUCUAAAGCUCUAAAUAAGGAGGGAAAAAAAAUGGUCGAUCAAAGUUGUCAUGAAAAAGGUAAGGAUAAACAAAAUGGUAAUAAAAUAAAAUAUAAUGAAAAGAAACACAAAGACGAAGAAGACAAAGAAGAAGAAGACAAAGACGAAGAAGACAAUGACGAAGAAGACAAAGACGAAGAAGACAAUGAAGAAGAAAACAAAGACGAAGAAGACAAUGAAGAAUAUAAAAAGUAUACACAUAACGAAAGAAAUAAAAAAUGUAAAAUACAAAAAAUAAGUGAACAAACAAUUCAUGUUAAUCAAAAUGAAGUAGAAAAAGAAAACUUUGAACAUACCCAACUUUUAAAUGAUAACAAAAAAAUUGAUGAUGAUAUGCUUAAAGAAAAUAUAGAUAAUUAUCAUAAUAAUGUAAAAGAUGACAUUCAAGAUAAUCAUAAAGGUAAAGUGCAAAAUAUAAAUGAUGAUGAUAAUAAUAGUAAUACUCUUCAAAAUAAUAAUAAAUUGUUUUAUGUUGCUGGUCUUAAAGGUAAUUCCUACUAUGAAGAUAAUAUAAUUUUUGAAAGUGAAGAUAAAGAAAACUAUGGAGAAAAUGACCAAUAUAAUGAUGAUAAUUGUUCUAUUGAAACUGCUAGUGAUUUCUAUGAAAAAAGUUUAAAUGAAGAAGAACAUGAUAUAAUUAAUCUUACAGAUGAAGAAAAGAGAAAAAUACAAAUAUGUUAUAGCUUACAACAUCAUAUUUUUAGUAUGCUUAUUGAAAUUACAGAAAGAGCUAUAGCAUUUACAAAUAGUAAAGAGGUUAUAAUUGUAGGAGGAGUUGGAUGUAAUUUAUUUCUUCAGAAUAUGAUGAAAAAAAUGGCUAAACAAAAAAAUAUUAAAAUUGGAUUCAUGGAUCAUAGUUAUUGUGUUGAUAAUGGAGCUAUGAUUGCAUAUACGGGUUAUUUAGAAUAUAUACAUGCAAAAAAUAAAGACAUAUAUAAUUUUAAUAAUAUAACCAUUCAUCAGAGAUAUCGAACUGAUGAUGUAUUUGUAACAUGGAAAUGA